This is a messenger RNA of Polyodon spathula (Mississippi paddlefish), 2833 nucleotides long. RefSeq names its product cerebellar degeneration-related protein 2a (gene cdr2a). The transcript has 5 exons. Bases 214 to 1614 code for a protein of 466 amino acids. The record is from RefSeq and is a predicted model, not a curated record. NCBI's taxonomy places the organism in Eukaryota, Metazoa, Chordata, Actinopteri, Acipenseriformes, Polyodontidae.
UUGCUGCAGCCUGUGCGUUCGCAUUAUUAGGAUUUCACGCCCAGUUUCUCACUGGGGCCAGUGCAUGAUUGUCUGAGCAGAGGGGUGGCGAGGGAGGAGAAGAUAGGAGAACCAAAGGGACUCUAUUAACAGCUUAAAAACAAAUCAUCAUGCCUCAGGCCAGUAGAAUAUAACAUUAGCCUCAUUUCGCCAAGACCCAGAGAGGGGGAAAAAAUGCUCACCGAUAUGAUGGUAGAAGAGGAAUUUGAAAUAAGAGAGGACGAACCGUGGUAUGAUCAUCAGGACCUGGAGCAUGAUUUGCAUCUGGCUGCCGAGCUCGGAAAAACUCUGUUGGACCGAAACAGAGAGUUGGAGGAGGGGCUUCAGCAAAUGUACUCAACCAAUCAGGAGCAGCUGCAGGAAAUCGAGCACCUCACCAAGCAGGUGGAUCUUCUGCGGCAGAUGAAUGAGCAGCAUGCCAAGGUCUAUGAGCAGCUGGAUGUCACGGCAAGAGAGCUGGAGCUGGCCAAUCAGAAGCUGGUUCUGGACAACCGGGCAUCCCAGCAGAAGACCACCGAGCUGCUGGAGACGAUCGAGGGGCUGCAGGCCCAGGUGGAUGAGCUGCAGCGGCAGGUGCAGGAGAUCAAGCGGCCGGGCCGGGGGUGCAGUCUGAAGAAGGACCUGGCUGAGCAGCGGCACUCCAGCACUGCCCAGAGUGUGUCCUGCCUCAAGGAGCUGUAUGACCUGCGCAAGCACUUUGUAUAUGAUCAUGUGUUUGCUGAGAAGAUCACCUCUGAGUCCAGCGAGCUGAGCCAGGCAGAGGAGGAGAAUGCUGCCCUCAAGAGGACGGUGGCGGUUCUGCAGGGCCAGCUGAGCGCGGAGCGGGGGAAGCGGGUGUCCGCGGAGCAGGAGGUGGAGCUAAUCUCCCUGGAGAACGGAGACCUGGAGCAGCGCAUCGCUGAGCUGUCCUCCUGCCAGGCCCGGGUGCAAGAACUGGAGAGUAAUGUGGACGAGCUGCGGCAGAUGUGCAAGUCCGACUCUGCCUUUGUGAGCCGGGUGGAGAAGCUGGUGCCCGAGUCCUUCCUGAUCUCCUUCCGGGAGUCCCUGCUGGAGCGGGAGAUGGGGGAGGAAGGGAAAGAGAACGUGGUCCCGGAAAUCGACAAGCGGCCGCUGAAACGCAGCAGCAGCGAGACAAACCUGAAGUGUGCCAGCGAGGAGGAGAUCCGCAAAGGGCACGAACAGACCUGCAUCCGCCGCUCCGAGUCGGUCAAACAGAGGGGCAUCUCCCUCCUGAACGAGGUGGACGCCCAGUACAGCGCCCUUCAGGUGAAGUACGAGGAACUGCUUCGCAAGUGUCAGGUGAACGACAGAGACGGCCACAGCAAGGCCGUGCAGACUUCCCAGCGCUACUCCCGAAGCAGCAUCGCCUUUGCCCUGCCCUCGCCCAGCGGCUGCCAGGGGGAAUCGCCCAGCGACAGCCUUCCCUGGAGCCAGCCCCUCAGCCCAGACAGCCAGCAGCCUGAAUACAAAGCCCUUUUCAGGGAAAUCUUCACCUGCAUCAAGAAAACGAAAGAGGACAUCAGCGAGCACCAGCGAGAGAAGAAUAAGCCAGUCUCCUCUUCACAAACCCAGUGAGACUAGAUAGACGAGGCAAAAGCCUUAGUUCCCAUUGUGGUUGAGCUUCGAGACAGGGUAGCAGUAUUGUAGUAGGUUUGUCCAUCCGGUAUAAAGAUGGUCAGGCCAGUUGUGGGAUAAAACACAAUGUGUUUUGAUUUUCGUUUUUGUUCUGAAAACACAAUGCAGUUUGUACAGCAUCAUUGAAGGGGUUCAUACAGCUGGAUUUCUUCAAUCCAAAAAGCUGUAUUUGCACCUCCCUCAACCAGCACGGAUAGUCAGAAAGCCAUACACCCUUUUUGUAAAACUACUUGGCAUUCCGUGACUGACUGGUUUUCCUCUUUGCUUAGGUUUUAUUUGUGGCGUAUUGUAUAUUUCACUUUCUUUCUACGUACAGAUGAGACGAAAUUCAGGAUACCCCAACAUCCUGAACUGAUUUAUUGUUUUUCCUACUUGUUUACUUUGCUAGUUUGUUAUUUAAUAACAGAGUUUAAUUCUAGUCAAUAACAUUUUGAGAUUGGCAAAUGACUACUGAUAAGCAUAUUGUUAAAAAAAAAAAAAAAAAAAAAAAUCAUACAUGGUUGUUUUAAUGUAUUAUUAUUAUUUUUUGCAUUUCAUUGCCCGUAGCUGGGAUUAGUCUAAUAAUGGUGCUGCCAUCCAUAGUGUCAUCAUAGAAGUACCAAAUAGAAAGAAACAAAAGAUGAAUAUAAUUGAUAUUUCAUUUUGCAAUUUCAGCAAAGCAUAAUUGCAAUUAUCUUUCAGUGUUUGUUAUUUAGUACUUAUUUAAAGCACUUUAAGAGUAGAGGAUGGCAUAAUUAAAACUCAUGCCAGCACUGCUGUUAAUGCUUUUGUAAAUAACUUUCUGGAAGUUGAUUAGUCCAACUGUCCAGCCAGACUGUCUUAAUCCUUUUGUCUUCUACUCCUUGUAGUGUGUCGUCCUUCUAGAACAGUUCGUUACAUAAUCUAUUUCUACUUAAAACAUUUUUCAAAAACUCAUUGACACUUGCUGCUCCAGAACAUUAUACUACAAGGGUUCAUUUGUUUUAUGUUUUGUUUGCAUGCUCUGAACUUCAUAGCAGAGCUGGGCAUGUUUCAUAAACACAGCAGGCUGCUUGAGUUCCAGUACCGCCAGCCUUGUACACAUGUCACUUUAGCUGAGAUUCAGUAUUGAUAGCUCCUUGUCCUGUAGUGAGAUAAUGUUUGUUAGAUUUAUUUUCAAAUACUGUGCUUGAACUCUUUC